UUGAGAUGGCAGCGACAGUCGGCGGCAGCCACGACCUCAUGGCUGCCAUUGCGAGCUAUGUCCCGAGUGCCACAGCCUUGCGUACGCUGCUGGAAGUGUUGCCACCAGCCUUACUCGGCGGCACGUGGGUCAGCGUCCUCCGUCUUCUCCAGCACCCGAAGCUCGACCCAAAUGCGCUCUGGCCGACAGUGCAAUUCAAGGCCAUCGAGGCCGUCUUUAAUCCCAGAGGCAAGAUCGAUGUGUGGGCGCUUCCGGAGCUCCAGCCGCUCUGGGCCAUGGGCGUCGACGUGGCGUUCCAGUACAUGUACGACGACGAUAUCGCUCGCCUCCGAGAUGCACAACCGCUACUUGUCGACGUUGACGCCUUUGGCUUCCAAGAGUGCGCGACUGUCAACGUUGCGAAAGGCGUCUGGACGGGCUGCAUGCUGCGGCUUUCUUCGUCGAGCACCCAAGACGGCGUCGCGGCCAUGGCACGUGCCGUGGCGACGAUGCCAUCCUUGCGCCAUGUUACGCUCAACCUUUCCCAGGUUUCUUGCGUGCUUGAGAGUGACCCACCCGAAUUUGAGUACUUCGCCGCACCAUUUCCUGCCGCGCUCGAGCCAUACGUCUGGACAGCCCUCUCUCCAUCGCAUCUCGUUGAUGUCACGAUCCUCGGCGGGGACCUCUUGGCGACGACCAAAGGCGUCAGUUCGGCCAUCCAAUGGCUUGCGUCUCGGCCCCUGCGACGCCUCUGCUUGUCGGACGUCAGAGUCGCGGCCCACGACGUCGAUGCUCUCGUGACUGCGAUGCGCAACUGCACCACGUUGUCGACCAUCGAGCUCAGCUACGAUCUUACGCUAGUGUCGGCGUUCUUGUCGGCGCCGCUGCCACGUCAUGUGCGUCGCUUGCGCUUGUUUGUGAGCGACGAGCCGUACCAUCCAAAGUCAGGUUGGUUCAAGAUCACGGCGCUUCCCGUCCCAUCUGGUCGUCUCGCUCACUUUGUCGCCACGGCCAUCGACGGCUCGGCGUUGACGCACUUGUCGCUGGAUGUCCACCGUCUCGGCAACGACAGUGUUGCUGCGAUCGUGUCGACUGCGCUUCAGAAAAUGCCGCGCCUCACCCACUUGGAGCUGCUCAACGUGCCGUCGGGUCCCCACCUUGGCGCGGUCCUUGCAACAAACGCGACACGCAUCCAAGCGCUCGAGUCGUUGCGGUUGCAAGAGCAACCAGUCGAUUCAUUCGACAUGUUUGGCGCGUCCGACUACUAGCCCGAUUAUGACUAUAAGUGUAGUACAAUUGUAUUGUACUGUACGCUACCAAUAAUUUAAAUAUGCUUUCCUGGG
This is a messenger RNA of Saprolegnia diclina VS20, 1322 nucleotides long. RefSeq lists its product as hypothetical. The transcript has a single exon. The record is from RefSeq and is a predicted model, not a curated record. Lineage: Eukaryota; Oomycota; Saprolegniomycetes; Saprolegniales; Saprolegniaceae. Bases 6 to 1247 code for a protein of 413 amino acids.